GAGCAGUGAGAGUGUUGUCUUUUCCACGCUCUGCUCAGUUGCUAGCGCCCCUGAACGCACUGUUGCUCAACAGAACUCAUCGCGGGCGUUGGCCUGGAAAAUAACAACUGUUGGCUGUUUUGCAUGCCUCAAACGGGAGUUUUACUGACACUUGAGGUCUUACUUAAACUUUAUCAAAUAAGGCGAUUGUCAGGGAACAGACUGUGGGAAUUGGCUAGCCUAGGCCUAUGAAGAUCACUUGUCAUCUUUGAGUUCGUGGGGUUUCUGAGGAUCAAUUAUCACUGACAAUCUCCCUGACACACACACACACACACACACACCGACUCAAAGCAGUGUGCCAUGGAGGUGUGUGAAGAGAUGCUGGAGCAAGAGGAGGAGACGGAGGAGGAGCAGGAGGAAGAGCUCUCUCUGACGGUGGUUCUUCCCGAUGGCACUGAGGAGGUCACUACUGUAUAUGGGAGUAAACCAGUGAUGGACAUGCUCGUGGCGCUGUGUGCCGAACACCACUUAAACCCCUCAGAGCACGCCAUGGAACUCAUCUCAGCCAAUCAGAACCUCAUCAAGUUCAAACCCAACUCUCUGAUUGGCUCAUUGGAGGCCGAGAGGGUGGUGCUUAAACACAGGGGGGAUGAUUAUCAGCCCAGGAAGAAAAGGGAUCCCUACGUGCCCGAGGUGUCUGUGCGGCUGCUGAUCUUCUACAGGAAGUCACAUCGUGCAGUGGUGCGUGUCAGCCCCAAGGUGGCGCUGCGGGAGCUGCUGCCGGCCAUCUGUGAUAGGUGCGAGUUCCCCCCGGAACACACCCUCCUCUUCCUCAACAGCGAAUCGGAGGAGCCGCUUGACUUCGACAAGACGCUCAACGACUACGGCAUCAGGGAGCUCUUCGCCAAGGACACCCGAGUCAUCCUUACUCCUCCAGAAGUGGUGGUCACGGCGGACACUGAAGGGUCCAAGGAGAAUCUGCAGCCAGUUGCUCCUGAGAAGAAGGAGAGAAAGGAGAGCAAAGGCUUCCUCAGCAUCUUCAGGAUACGCAAGAAGAAAUCCACACAGAAUGUGUCUUCGAGUGCCCCCAACUCGCCGCCCCACCAGAAGCGGCGGACCCUAAGUUUGGGCCUUCUGAGCUUCCGAACGACUCAGCCGGCCCAGUCCCACCCCGGCCGGCCUAGCAAGAAGAGGAGAGCCCCCAUGCCCCCCCUCCCCAACCUCCUCAACUCGCACAGCCUCCCUGCACACCUCAACUCCAGCCUCUCCACCCUCAACACACACACCGCCACCAGCGCUACAUCCUCAGCGGAGUCGACUCUGAGGAGAACUAAGCGCCGGGCCCCCCCUCCACCUGUCUCGAUCCCCCCAGCUAGCACCACAGACCCCUCUAGCCCUUUGGACCCGGUGAACGAGCUUCCAGAGGAUGCUGACGAACGGGACCAAUCAUCCACAGGCAUUGGCAGGAGGCAAAAGUCUUCAUCCCUUAACGACCUUAACGUGCAGCAACGGGUUCCUAACCCUAACGAGCGGCGCUCCACAUCCUCCUCUUCCGGAAGUGGGAUGGAGGAGCCGGAGCGAUUGCCAGGAUACGCAACCACGGCACUCGUGCACUCCGAUGUGAGUCACGUGAAGUCCGGCAGCCAGUGUAGCGACCAGGACACCAGUGACCGGCCAUGUGACGAGUUCUGUGUGUGUGCGGACUGUGAAACCAGGCGAGCGGAGUGCGAACCGUCAGGAGUGUGGUGGCUCUCACACUCCCUCAGUUCUCAGGAUGAGCCACCCUCCCCCCAUACACCGUCAGCCAUUAGCUCCACACUCCCUAGCCCCAGCAGGGCAACAUCCGCCCAGACCCCCCAGGCUGAAUCAUCUAGCCCCACCAGGGCACCUUUUAAUUCCCGGGCCCCACAAGCUUCACUUUCGCCCAACCUCAACCGUCGGCUCACACAAUCGGUGUCAAGUCCCAUCCGUGUCCCCCAGUCUGCCUUGUCCAGCCCCAGUCGUGCCUCUCUUCUUGGGCCUUCUUCCUCCAGCCCCUUGGGCAGCCCCAGUCGUGCCCCGCAGUCUUCGGGUCCUGCUUCAGCUUGGAGCCCUAGUCAUGGCCCACUGUCCGGCCGAAUGCUGCGCAGUGAGAGCAGGGAAGGCCUGACCACCUUCACCGUCAUCCCCAAGCUCAAGGACCACCAGCAGCAGCACCGUGGCUCCCUGGACGAUGGGAGUGUGGAGGGGAGCUCUCCCCAGCACAGGUGCUCUCUGUUGGGACAGGGGAGUGUUGGAGGGAGGGCCUCCUCUCCACAGCGGCAAAGUCUGGAAAGACCACAUCGUAGACGCUCAGAGCAGGAUGACUCUUUGGGAGAGGAGGAACGGAGAGCACUGGAGUGCCUCGCCGAUGCCACCGCCACACCUGAGUCCAGUCCGUUCUCCAGCCCAAAAACUGCCAACCCCAGAACCAAAUCCAUCUCUCAAUGCCGCGCCACAUACACAAAAAGACACAAGUCUAGUACUGAGAAUUCCAUGCCAUCAGACCAAACAACCCAGCAAAGUUCAGAGCCGACCAGCACCAAUACAGCCACAAACUCGACUCUGCAUUCCAUGCCUACCACUGACACAGCCAAGCCAGGACAGGAGUCCAUGCCAACCUACACCACUAGCACCAGCACCACAACCACAGCCAAGCCCCGUGCGUGUCUCAGGCCCUUGUUUACCCAGGCCAGGCCCAGCCUGCCAUCCCCGUGGUGGGUAGUGGUGCAGCGGAGCUCGGCCCAGCACAGCUCCCUCAUGGAGGAGCUCCAGAAGAGAGUACCAGUGAUGGACACCGCACGGCACCACCACAGAAGACAUGGCGGAGAGGAGGAGGAGGAGGAGGAGGAGGAGGAAGAGGAGGAGGGGGAUGGAGAGAGGAGGGGAAGUGAUGAGGGGGUGAAAAGAGGAGGCGGGACCACUGUAGGGAAGGCAAAGGAGAGGAAAGAGGAUGAAUGGGAUGGAAUCAAAGACAAACGAGGAGGACAACACAAGCAGGAGGAGAAGAAGAAGAUUCUUGUGAAAGACAGGAUGGAGCAGGCUGUUGCAGAGGUCAAGGCACCUUUGGAACGUGUGGAACAGCGAGAAGAGGUAGAUGAGGGAUUUGAUGGCAGUGAGAAAGAGAGUACGGAGAAUGGGGACGAAGAAGAGGAGGUGGGGGAGAGUGGAGGAGGAGGGAAAGAAGAAGAAGAAGAAGAGGAAGAUGAAGAUGAGGAAGAGGAGGAGGAGGAGACAGAAGAGGAAGAUUUUCCUCCUCCGCCUCCACCCACGCUCUGGUCUGAGGGCACUGCCUUAUCUCCAUCCCCCACCACACCAGGACAUCAGGGCACCUCUGCAGUGGAUAACACCUCCGUAUCAGACGAACCACAGCAGCCCACAGUGGACAUUACCCCAGCCUCUCCCCCCCUCUCCAAGCCAGCCCUCCAGGCCCCUCCACCUGCCAGGCCCCCAGGCCCUACAGGCCCCCAUUCCGCCAAGAGCCGUCCGCCAUCGGAUGCUCCUGCGUCGGGCGGCUUGUCCCUGUUCGCCCUGGCGGUGUCCCAGAGGGCACAGCGGUUCACGGCGGCCUUCAAUGCCCACUCUUCACCACGCCUACUGGGGCCACUAAGGCACAUCAGACGGGCCCCCGCAUACACACACAGGCCUCGCACCAACGGCUGUGUACCCGCUGACCUGAGCUGAGACGGGAGGACCAGCGCGCGACCUUCAUGUGACCUCGUCGUGUUUGUUUAUCAGAGUGACCUUCCUGAAGGAGCUCCGGGUGGAAGUGAAGUCAGCGACAACGGCAGCCUAACUUCCUGCGACCCACAACUCUGGCUUCCUGUGACACGGCAGAGAAAUCUAAUGGGAAGCUGCGCCAAAUAAACACAAGCAGGAACAAGGUGGCGCAGAAACAACUGGUAGUCUCACCAGGCAGAGGCAGAGAGGGACAGAUGUUUCAGUUACACCACACUCUGUAACUUUGACCUCUAUGAAAAGUAAAUGAAUUUGAUUUGUCAAGACUUCAUUUUUUCCUGUUUAUUAUUAUUAGUAUUAUUAUUAUUCUUUUCUAGCUUUAAUAUGGGUUUAAACCCUUUCUAUGUAUUGAGAUAUUUAGUUUGAAUCAUUUCUGCAUGUUGGAUGAAGACAUUUAUUUUUUUACUCAUGUUAACUUUUUUAUUUGAAAUUCUGUAAAUAAUAUUUUUUGUUGUUUCUACUUUUUUGAACAUGCAGAGAUAAAAUCAAUGACAAAAACAAUCUGGUUUCUGUAGAUUUUUUUACCCACUAACUUCACCGAAUCAGCAUAGGAGGCAAUUAUAUGUUUGCUUUCCUCAAACUAAAAUGAACCAUACAGAUGAUCUGUGCACAUUUCAGAUGAACUGUAACGGCAUUGCACUAAUAAGUUCAUCGGAAAACUGUGGGUGUU
Engraulis encrasicolus (European anchovy) is the source of this 4405-nucleotide messenger RNA. Its product is annotated as apoptotic chromatin condensation inducer in the nucleus-like. The record is from RefSeq and is a predicted model, not a curated record. The transcript is spliced from 12 exons. Gene Ontology annotation, molecular function: actin monomer binding. The coding region runs from base 340 to 3681 and encodes 1113 amino acids. Lineage: Eukaryota; Metazoa; Chordata; Actinopteri; Clupeiformes; Engraulidae. Gene Ontology annotation, biological process: signal transduction.